GUUCCAAUCUAUACAACAAUGUAAUUUUUUGCCCCAUCCUUUUCUUCCUCUCUCACACACACUUUUUUUUUUCUUUACUUUUUCUUUUCUCUAUAAUCCUUUAUUGUGAUGAGUUUCGAAAUUGACACGGUCAGUUAUGCGUUAUUGACCUCUAUUUUUGGAGCCACGGCAUUCAUGUCUCUACGCAAUUUCAAGGGUCCUGAUAUUCAUCCUCUCUUACUCAACACACAGUCAGAUGUUUCUCGUUUACGUCAUGCUGGUGAAUCUGCGAUUUAUCGUUCUCGAAUGUAUCCCAAUGGUUCUCCUUUGUUGUCUAUUUUUGACCGUGGUAUUCGUACGUUAUUGGACUUGUAUGAACAAGGUGGACAAAUUAAACAACCUCAAGCUCCCUUUUUAGGUCAACAGAAUCAAUGGCAAACUCACGAAUCGAUAGCACAACAAGCAAGGUACGUUUAUGGUGGUUUACGUGAAUGGACAACUUUAGUACCAAGAUCUGGCCAAUCUUCUUCAUUUGUUGGUAUUUAUGCUUAUAAUUCUAUUGAAACAAUGACAUUGACAUUAGCUUGUCAUAACAAUGGCCUUGUUACUGUACCAAUGGGCGCCAAGUCAUCCUCCUCUCAUGUGGAUCAUGUUAUCAAGACAACUGGAUUACAAGUGUUGGCUGUAGACCGUGCUCAUGUCGAUCAGGUGAUGUCAUUGAUUAAAGGUACUAGUGUUCAACUUUUGAUUAUUCUGGAUGACAUGAAGGAUAUCUCUGGCACUUCUGUUGAAGUUGUAUCUCUUCAAGAUAUUGUGAACAAGGGCAAAUCAUCCACUAUUGAAGCCGUACGACCUGAACCCACUGAUAUCGCUAGUAUCUACUUUAGUAGUGUUUUGGAUUCAGAUCCUGGUGUUAUUUUGACUCAUAAAAACUUACUCUCCAAUAUCGCAAGUUAUUUGUUGAUCAUUCCUCCUCAAGAAAAAAUUACUCACAAAGAUCGAUUGAUGUAUAAUCUCCCACUUGACAAUGUGUUUGGCUUUGUAUUAUCUUCCAUGUUCUCAUUCUUAGGUGGCUCAAUUGCUUUUGAUAAUGAAUAUUCUGCCAGUGAACAUUUGACUUCUUAUCUUGAUCUUGUGGUAGCAGCCAAACCCACUGUUUUUGCAACUGGAUCUGGAUUCUUUGAACUGGUGCAAGAACAUAUUGAUCAGCAUUAUGGCAAUUCCUUCUUCUUCCGACGUGGAUAUGAAAAGAAAUGUUCAUUCUUUGAUGAAGGUCGAUUAGUGACAGAUAGCAAAUAUGAUAUGUUUGUUUUUCGAGAUAUUCAACGCAAACUGUUUGGUGGCCAGCUACGAUUGAUUUACCUUGAAAAUGAUGAAAGUGAUCCUCCUGUUGCUCCCUUUUUACGUGCGGUAUUGGGUACUCAAGUACUAAAAGUAUUUAAUAGUGCGGAAACGAGUGGAACCAUGACGGCAUCAAUGUUUUAUGAUUACAAGGCUGAUCCUCUAUCGUUUGGUGCUCCUUUGCCUUGCAAUGAAUUGAAAUUGAUGGACUUGCCUGAAAAAGAACUUUAUUGUGAUGAUACUCCUAAUCCUCGUGGUGAAAUCUGGAUUCGUGGUAACAAUGUGUUUCAAGGUUAUUGGAAUGAUCCUACAACAUCAGAUGAAAUGGUAGAUGCGGAUGGAUGGUAUAUGACUGGUGUAUUGGGAGAAAUCCAACCAAAUGGUACUUUGAAACUAUUGGGUAGAAAAUGAAAAAAAACAAAUAAAUAAUAUAUAUUCUAUUUCGACAAAAUAAAGAUAAUCUGUUUUUUCCUCUC
This is a messenger RNA of Halteromyces radiatus, 1796 nucleotides long. RefSeq lists its product as uncharacterized. NCBI's taxonomy places the organism in Eukaryota, Fungi, Mucoromycota, Mucoromycetes, Mucorales, Cunninghamellaceae. Gene Ontology annotation, molecular function: long-chain fatty acid-CoA ligase activity. Gene Ontology annotation, cellular component: endoplasmic reticulum; membrane. The record is from RefSeq and is a predicted model, not a curated record. The transcript has 11 exons. Bases 109 to 1731 code for a protein of 540 amino acids.